AUGUCGUCAAGUGGCGUUUAUUUCACUUCAUCAGCCGCAACAGUAGCCGUAAAGGCUUGCGAUGCGCAGCCGUUAAAGCUCGCGAGGCGAAGCCGUCAAGGCUUGCGAGGCGCAGCUGUCAAGGCUCGAGAGACGCAGCCGUCAGGGCUCGUCUGGCAAAGAAAGGUAGCUCCCACGGGACUCCUUAUCAGCCAAGGUGAAAGAAAAAGAGCCUUCCAUCCCUCUUCCAUUGGCAGGUAUCAAAGCGCAAGGAAUUUCUUGCCAGAAGUUUGGUUCCUCAGGUUGGAACACGAUCAGAUACAAGGAGAUCCAAAAGAAGCUUCACAUGUCUCUAGUUUCGACUUGCUGAAGGUUAACAAUCAUUUGGAAGGUUUAGUUUCGAAAUCUUAUAAUCAAACGCUUUUGGAACGAGCGGAUGAGUUAACGGAAACUUUAACUCAUGUCUUAUCGAAACACAGACAAAUACUGAUGAAGGGAAUAAAAUCUUUGACCGCCAAACAUCCGGGAGCUUAUGAGGCCAUCAAGCAAGUGUUCUUAAUAGAAUCCCAGUUCAAAGAGAUUUCGGAUGAUGUAUUGCAGAUCACGUGUGCCAGAAGGGCGGAGGUCAUCGAAAUACAAAGAAAGGCCUUCAAACCCAAGGAACAGCACCACGUAAUGAAACUAUCGGAAAUUCCUCCAUCAGAGACUCAUUUAUUCGAUGAAGAUCUACUCUCCAAAUUUCUUGAUUAG
Parnassius apollo (apollo) is the source of this 729-nucleotide messenger RNA. The record is from the annotation of a GenBank genome assembly. Lineage: Eukaryota; Metazoa; Arthropoda; Insecta; Lepidoptera; Papilionidae.